AUGGCCAGCACAGUCCCAACUAUCCAGGCCACUAUCAAAGACCAUGGUGACGGCAAUCGCACAUCUGAACCGCGAAAGAAUGCCCCACACUCUCCCGCUACCGGCACGAGUGACGCCGUGCCCAACUCCACGGCCAAUGACAACGGAAGCAGCGAAUCACGCUUGAAGAAGACCGUGUCCCCUCUCACCAGCGUCCCGGUUCAAAAACAGCAGCAGCAGCAGCAGCGGGCAAGCACCGAGGCGGCGCUACCGGCGACGCACAAGAAGACGAAGAAGAAGAAGAAAAAGAGCGAGGGAGAUGGCAAAGGCAAAGGCAACAGCACCGACACCAAGCCCAGCCAUCCCACUCAAAGCCCCUCCUCGACCCGCUGCGACUGUGGUAAGGAAUUCGUAAACCCAGCCGCGCUGCGCAGACACCGAGCCACGGCGAAGGCACAUGCCCAACCACCGGCUCCGUUCUGCGACAGACCGGCCAUGGUGCUGAUGAAGGCUCUGAGAGAGGCUCCGCCGACGUUGGUCGAGGGGGCCCGGCUGUCGAACGGCGUUGCUCUUUCCGUUGCCGUUGGCGAGAACGGCGGCGUGGCGAAAACGGGGGAGAGGCAUGACGAGCAGACGGACGUACAUCUAUGCGAGUGCGGACGCGCCUUCGACUCCUGGGGGGAGGUAUACAAGCACCUGCCCGGCUCGUCGGUGCACAAGGCCGGGAGCCAAGUCUCAGUGUACUCGGGGAAGGCUCUCCGUCCGCGGGCGGCGGGGAAGGAGGCUGAGCAGAGACCGAGCGAGGAGGCUUCAGGCCCGUCUUCGAGCCAGAUGGCGAGGGGCGUCGAGCAUCCUGUGGCCGAUACGCGAGGUAAAGCGGAUGGAGGUGGUCCGCCCAAGCGCCGCGUACAGUGCAGUUGCGGGAAGACGUUGAAGGACGCGAACGCGCUGCGCGAUCACCAGCGGCAGUCUCCAAAGCACAAGGAUCCACCGCCAAAGACUGCAGCGUCCAGCCAGGGCGCCCUACGCUCGAUGCAAAAGCAGGCAACGGCCACCAAUUCGACGCUCGCUUUUCGUCCUGCUCUCACAAACCACACAGCUGAGGCGAACGCUGUGCUCCCUUCCCCCACCCCUUCUGGCUUGAAAGAGAAGCGUCCCAAGCAGAAGAACCGCAGUCGACGUGACAGGCAAGGCCGCACUGGUGACGGUGGGUGUGACGGUCAAGAUCCAUUCAUGGGAUACAGCUACAUUACUGGAAUAAGCGGGAUGCGAAAUUAUGGCUACGGCUACGCCUCUGGUUUCGAUAACGACUUAAACUGGGGUCUUUGUGACAAGGACUGUGGCUGGUGCGGGCACUGCAUGGAUGGCGUUGACAUCUGA
Molecule: messenger RNA, 1359 nt
Organism: Diplodia corticola
Lineage: Eukaryota; Fungi; Ascomycota; Dothideomycetes; Botryosphaeriales; Botryosphaeriaceae
Exons: 1
Coding region: 1-1359 (452 amino acids)
Source: RefSeq, a predicted model, not a curated record